Paramuricea clavata is the source of this 340-nucleotide messenger RNA. NCBI's taxonomy places the organism in Eukaryota, Metazoa, Cnidaria, Anthozoa, Malacalcyonacea, Plexauridae. The record is from the annotation of a GenBank genome assembly.
AUGCCAUCCGUUGCAGCUGAUUCUGUCGAAAUUCCUGACUUGAGCAAGAAGUAUAUAAUGUGGGCGAAAGUAAAAUCAGCCGGUGUUGAACUUUCGCUGCCUCUUGAUAGUUGUUGCUCAGUGUCGCUUUGUAGUUUGAUCCAUGCUGAACGUGUCCAACAAAUGCAUCCAGACUUGAAAAUGACUAAGCUUACCAAGCCAGUUGCAAUUAAUGUUGCUAAUGAAGAUGCUGUUUUACAAGGGAUUGCCCUACAAGAUAUUCCUAUUACCUGGGGCCCUGGGAAAUCUUCAGUACAUACCAUGUUGGUUGUACCCAAGUUAGCUUGGCAUGUUUUGUUUG